GCAAGAAGCAGGCUUGCAGGAGAAGCUCUGCAAGACACCAGUGCAGCUGCUCGCCGGGGUUUGAGGCUACAGAGGCAGAGCUUGUUGCGGAUUAAAAUGAUUGCUACAACUCAACAAAACAUGACCACUGAGCUGGACCUGGGGAGUUCAGAUGGACCCCCGCGGAACUGGAAGGGUAUAGGAAUUGCAAUGGUGGUGAUUCUGGCUGUAAUGUCUCUGGUCAUUCUGUCUGUCAUCCUCCUCACACCUGAUGAAUCACACCUGUUACUCCGCUCCCAUCUCACCAUGGAGGACCUGGAGAGUGAAGAGUUCAAAGUUCAUGACCCCUCUGUAGCAUGGCUUAAUGAAAACGAAGUGGCUCUCCGCACCAGAGAGGGUCAUGUCCUGUCAUUCAGUCUCAGCAGCAACAUCACCACCACCCUGCUGGACAACAGCUCUCUGGAUCUAACCACCACUAAAUUCCAAGUGUCUGCAGACAAGAGGUUUGUCCUCUUGGCAUAUAACAUUCGGCCGGUGUUCUCUCAGUCCUUCACAGCCUCCUAUGCUAUCUACAAUGUGGCUAAUGGGGACCUGCAGGAGCUUAACCCUCCAGAGGAAAAGGCAGUGCUACAGUACGCUUCUUGGGGGCCACAGGGGAACCAGCUGGCCUAUGUGUUUGACGGAGAUAUUUACUACAAACCGAGCGUGACCAGCAAACCUCUACGUCUCACAUCCACCGACCAGGAGCAGAAUGUAGUUAAUGGUCUCUCAGACUGGACAUAUGAAGAGGAAGUGCUUUUGACUUACGUUGCUCAUUGGUGGUCUGUGGAUGGUGCUCGGCUGGCGUACCUCACCCUCAACAACUCAGCAACACCUGUGAUGGAGAUACCACACUUCUUAGGUGGUCUUUACCCCUCAAAUGUCCUCUUUCCUUACCCAAAGGCUGGUUCAAGUAUCCCAUCAGUCAGUCUGUUUGUGGUGAAUCUAUAUGGUCCAGCGCACACUCUGGAGAUGAUGCCUCCUGACUCUCUCAGAGCCAGAGACAGCUACAUCUCCAUGGUGACAUGGAUCAGCAGCACCCGCCUCGCGGUCCGUUGGCUGAAUCGUGCCCAGAACCAAUCAGUGCUCUGCGUGUGUGAGGCCACUACAGGGGCAUGCUCAGAGAAACACAAGAUGGCAAUGGAUAUAAUGCAAAACCAGAGGCAGGAUGUGCCAUUGUUUUCAUCUGACGGCCCUAUGUUUUAUACAAUACUGCCAGCAAAACAGGGUGCUAGUGGAGAGUUUCACCACAUUGCCAAUCUUUCCGCUCAGCCUGCCACCCCUUCUGUCCCUCCUCGCUUCUUGACAUCAGGGAACUGGGACGUCACCUCACUCUGCGCCCUCGACGAGAAGGCUGGAAAAAUCUACUUCCUGAGCACAGAGGAGUCAAGGCAGAGCAGACACCUUUACAGUGUGGAUUUGGAUGGAGUGUUUCAGCGCCAGUGCAUCUCCUGUAAUCUCCUCGAUGGGUGUCGGUAUUUUAAAGCCGAAUUCAGCCCAUCAAACCACUUCACCCUCUACUGUCUAGGUCCAGGAAUCCCUAAAGUGACAGUUCACAGCACAAAGGACCCCUACAGAUAUGUGGUCUUGGAGGAUAACAGCCCUCUGUCUAAAGCCCUGGAGGACAAAAGCCUCCCUGAGACACUAUUCAGAAUCAUCUCAGCAGAUAAUCAGGAACUGCACCUGAAACUAUCCCUACCUCAGGGUUAUGAAGCUAAUCUCCACCCUCUCCUCAUCAUUGUGGACAGUGCCCCGGGCAGUCAAUCUGUCACAGAGGAAUUUACCCUCGGCUGGCCUCAGGUCCUCUGUAGUGCACACAAUGUGGCCUUGGCCUGGGUGGACGGCAGGAGUGGCGUUGUCCGUGGACAAAAGACCACCGCUGUGGACCCACGCAAACUCGGCUCACUCAGAGUCAAAGAUCACCUGGGAGUUGUAGAGUGGUUAAUGCAGCUGCCUUUUAUUGAUGAUCGUCGCAUGGCCCUCUAUGGCAAGGCUUUUGGCGGCUAUUUAACUCUCAAGAUGUUAGCUGCAACAGAUAAACUCUUCCAGUGUGCAGCCACUGUGGCCCCAAUCACUGACUUCAGACUUUAUAGUGCUGCAUUCUCAGAGAGAUACUUGGGCUUUCCAGCAAAGGAGGAGCAUGCUUACUCGACUGCCUCUUUGCUGGGGGAGGUUAACAAACUGAAAGAUGAGAACUUUCUAAUUGUACAUGGUACUGCAGAUGCGAGGGUACACUUCCAGCACAGCGCUGAGCUCCUGAGCCGGCUGGUGAAAGUGGAAGCAAAUUACUCUCUGCAGCUGUACCCAGAUGAAGGCCACACCUUGAGGGAACCACGCAGCAUCCUCCACUUCCAGCGGACAGUGGUGAACUACCUCCAAAACUGCUUGAAGCACAGCACAUACCUAGAUGUUGUAGAGGAAGAAGAGGAGGAAGAUGACUAAACAUCUUUUUCAGCUUCCCUUCUUCUAGAAGGACUGUCUUAGAACUGUAUGCCAUCUUAUGCAUUACCUUGGGUCGGAUUACCAGGCACAAGAGCACAGGAGUGGGGACCAAACACAUCAGAUCACCUCCUAAAAAUUGAUUUACUGUAUACCUUGUUGCACACAAUUAUCUCUGCUGUUAUAUACUGUAUUUGAAGCCUUGUUUGUUUACAAAUUCAUAUGAGAUGAUGUGGACUAGUAGGCUACUGAUUCUGCCAAAAGUUUACAAAGAUGUUAGAACAUGCAUGUCAUAAUGGCUGCAUGAUGUGGAGUAGUUUACAAAGUAUUUUAUUUAUUUCCAGCCCAUCAGGGUGAAAUGUGCAGAAAUCUGCCAACAGCCAGAAACACACUUGAAGACUUUAAAAUCCUUACUGAUGCUUAACAUUUCACACCAAAUGACUGCAUAAAUUGACAGAUUAUUUCCACUCAGAAUUUGGAAUAAACUGGGAGCAUAUUCAGAUGCAUGCACAUUUCAUCUAAAAAUAAACAGUUCAGAGAGCUCUCAUGUAAGAUACCUGACUGACUCCCAAAUCCUGUGAUAGAAUGCAAAAUGUCACUGCACAGAUCUGAGUUAAAACUAGUCUUUACUGAAGUGUGUUCCUGACCUAAUUAAAGUUAGAUGAAGCAUAUUAAUCAUCUAAAUGUGCCAAAUAUAUCUGGUGGAUUUUAUCCACUUGAUUUACUAGAAUUACUUGCAUUGGUGUGACUGAGUAUGCAACUAUUCACAAGCUCAGAUUCAGGAAUGAUUGCAAGAAGAAACUAAUAAGUUUCAGUCUAUAUCAGGUCUGGUCUACAUACUGUAUUUGUAUGUAAGUAUAGUAUGUUUUGAUAAAUUAUUUCUUGUGUAUGGAAGAGUUAAGUUGUUUCUUUAGACAAACUAUUUAAUCAUUAUGUUCCAGUCCUCAAAGGUAGUGGGAUUAAACAUGAAAGUAACCAAACUGUACAGGUAAAGUGCAUGUAACUGUUUUAAACAUGAAUGCCCUUUAACCCAGACUACCAAUUACCUUUUCCAACAACCCUGUACAAUAAAGAUUGAACAUUUUGUUUUACA
Molecule: messenger RNA, 3550 nt
Organism: Sphaeramia orbicularis (orbiculate cardinalfish)
Lineage: Eukaryota; Metazoa; Chordata; Actinopteri; Kurtiformes; Apogonidae
Product: inactive dipeptidyl peptidase 10
Biological process (GO): proteolysis; regulation of potassium ion transmembrane transport
Cellular component (GO): plasma membrane; voltage-gated potassium channel complex
Molecular function (GO): serine-type peptidase activity
Source: RefSeq, a predicted model, not a curated record